This is a messenger RNA of Rotaria sp. Silwood1, 1881 nucleotides long. The record is from the annotation of a GenBank genome assembly. NCBI's taxonomy places the organism in Eukaryota, Metazoa, Rotifera, Eurotatoria, Philodinida, Philodinidae.
AUGAGUCGAGUAGUGCCUGAGUAUUAUUAUACAUCAAAUGAUAUUGCCCAAGAACAUAGUAAUAAAUUAAAAAAUUAUUCACAAACUAUUUCAAAGCGAAGAAAAAAAAGACAAUAUAAUAUUGUUGAAAAAGAUUUUGGUGAUCAUAAAGCUUAUUAUUAUGUUCCAGUUGAUUAUGGAAAUAACUAUGAUCUAUCACAACUUGACGAAGUACCUACUGACAAAGAACAAAAAAGAAGUUAUUCACCUAUAUUAGUUAGAAGAAAAAAUUUCGAAACAUAUGACGAUAAUCAUAUUGAAAAAUUACCUAUAAUAUCACCUCGUCAACAUAAUUAUGUUUCACCAAGACGAGCACAUAUUAUUGAAAGAAUCUAUUAUGAACCAUCGCAAUCACAAACAAGUAAAUAUAUUCAUGAACAUGAUUAUAUACCACAAAAUGAAGAAAUUAAUGAAUAUGUUGUACGAGAUCAUGUACCAAAACAACGACUUAAAGUAGAAUCACAUCCUGUUGAUAACAAUCUACAAGCAGAAAAUCUUCCUUCCAUUUCUCGUUCUCCACAUCAUGUUGUUAACAGUAAUGAAUCAUCUCCUCGAGCAAUACCUUCUCGAUCACAUAUAACACCACUUAAUCUUAGUCAAUUAUCUUCUCCACGUCGUUCAAUCCUAAAACAACACACUCUUCGAACAUCACGAUCAUUACAUGAAUCAGUAAAUAGAUCAUUAGCUCAAAACAAAAAUCAACAAAAACAUUCUAAUUUAAAAGAUGUUCUAGCACAAAAUCGAGCUAGACGAGGUUCACGUAUACCAAAACCACGACGUGAAAUUGAUGAUGAAGAAUUUCAUGAUUUACCAAUAGUAGUACCAGCAUGUGUAUGUCGAAAUCAUUUAAAUGAGCCUGUCGAUUGGUUUAUUGUAUAUAAAUUACCACGUCUUACACAUUCAAUUGAUCCAUUUGUUGUUAAUGGUACUGGUUAUAUCUAUUUGGAUAGUUCAUCAUCUUUAGAUAAAUGGCAAUUUUCAUUACAAAGUAUUGAUUCACCAUUAUCAUUAACUGGUUUAACAUUAGAACCAUUAUAUAAAUUGAAAGAAUAUUCAUAUAUAUUUUAUAAUGAUCAACCACCAAAUAUGUCUGUUUCAUUAGUAUAUGGUCAUUCGAAAGGUGUUUUAGCAUUUGAUGAUAAUACACAAAAAGGAUUUUGGCUUGUUCAUAGUGUUCCACAUUUUCCACAAAUCAUUGAGAAAGGUUAUGAAUAUCCAGAUUCAGGUCGUAUAUUUGGUCAAACAAUGUUAUGCAUAACACUUGAUAGUACUACUUCAUUGUCUGUAAAUUCUAUUGAUUUACUUUCUACUCAUUUUCUUUUUACACGUCCAUUGGUAUUUGAUUCCAAUUUAACUCCAUCAGCAAGAAAUCGUUAUUCAAUUCUUGCAAAUAGUAUUAUAACAAACAAAGGUCAUAUAAAUGGACCACCAUAUACACAUUUUUUUCCAUUAAAUACUUCUUCAUUUGAAAUUCUUACAUUUGCUAAAUAUGGAUUAGCUAAUAUGGAUAUGUUAAGUGAAUUUAUAGUACCAUCUCUUCAUACAUCAAUGUUAAGUGAAACAUGGUCAAAUGGUAGACAAAUGAAUUUACCAUCAAAUUGUACAGGUCAAUAUCAUACGGAAAAUAUUGAAAAACUUGCAUUUAAUUUUACUGUUCAUCAUGAUCAUUCGAAAUGGCUUGUAAGUAAUGAUGGUACAUGGACAUGUAUUGGUGAUAUGAAUAGACAAGCCGAACAAAAAGUUAGACAUGGUGGUUUUGCUUGUAUUAAUGAUAAACAUAUACAACAACGAUUUCGACAACUUGUUCUCAUGAUUGAACCAUGUCCAGCAGAUAAACAUUAG